AUGCCUGGUCAAGUAUUAGCAACUUCUUAUAAAGUCAAGUUAAAUGAUGGUAACGAAAUUCCAGCUCUUGGACUAGGUGGUGCUGCCCCUGAAAGUGAUCAUGAACGUUUUAAAGACGCCCUCAAGGCUGCAAUCAGAUCAGGUAUUCGCCACAUUGAUACUGCAUGGUAUUACAAUACUGAGCAUAUAAUUGGUGCUGCUUUAAAAGAAUUGAUUGAUGCUGGUGAAAUCAAAAGAGAAGAUCUUUUCAUUACUACAAAAGUUUGGCCUUCAUUAUGGGAUAAAGCUGAGUAUUCAUUAGAUCAAUCAUUAAAAGAUUUACAAACUGAUUACGUUGAUUUGUUUUUACAACACUGGCCUAUUACUUAUAGAAAAAGUGAAACUGGGAUACCACCUAAUCCAACUGAUUCUAAUGGAGUUUUACAAUUUGAUACAGAAGCUGAUUAUCUUGAUACUUAUAAGCAAUUGAUCAAACUGAGAGAUAAUACAAAGAAAGUCAAAAGUAUUGGUGUUUCAAAUUUCACUGAAAAACAUUUACAACGUGCUAUUGAUGAAACUGGUGUUGUUCCAGCUGUUGAACAAGUUGAAUUACAUCCAAGAUUACCACAAAAAAAGUUAGUUGAAUUUGCAGAAUCAAAAGGAAUCAAAGUUGAAGCUUUUUCUCCAGCAGGUUCAAGUGGUGCACCAUUGAUCAAAGAACCAUUGGUUGUGAAGCUUUCUGAAAAAUAUGAAGUUUCUCCAAAUUCUGUAUUAAAUUCUUAUCAUAUUUUAAGUGGUAGAAUUGUUUUACCAAGAUCUUCCAAUGCUGAAAGAGUCAAGACUUUUAUUGAGCUUGCACCUCUUACUGAAGAUGAAUUAAAGGAACUGGAUCAAUUAGGAAUUGAUAAUCCAAAAAGAUUUAUUAAUGAUGAUUGGGGUGUUCCAUUAGGUUUUGAGCAUUGGAAAACCAAAUUUUCUUGGGAAUCAUGA
Hansenula ciferrii is the source of this 969-nucleotide messenger RNA. Its product is annotated as Aldo-keto reductase family 1 member. Lineage: Eukaryota; Fungi; Ascomycota; Saccharomycetes; Phaffomycetales; Wickerhamomycetaceae. Gene Ontology annotation, molecular function: aldose reductase (NADPH) activity. The coding region runs from base 1 to 969 and encodes 322 amino acids. The transcript has a single exon. Gene Ontology annotation, cellular component: cytosol. The record is from RefSeq and is a predicted model, not a curated record.